This is a messenger RNA of Tribolium madens (black flour beetle), 1264 nucleotides long. Its product is annotated as glutamine synthetase-like. The record is from RefSeq and is a predicted model, not a curated record. Gene Ontology annotation, molecular function: glutamine synthetase activity. Lineage: Eukaryota; Metazoa; Arthropoda; Insecta; Coleoptera; Tenebrionidae. Bases 56 to 1213 code for a protein of 385 amino acids. The transcript has a single exon. Gene Ontology annotation, cellular component: cytoplasm.
CUAAGUAACCUAAGCUGAUUGACAGUGACAAUUUUUCCUUGACUAACAUCUAAAAAUGAGAUUUUUAUUAAGACCUCACACUCUAAAUGUGUGCAAAAUAUUAUAUCGUUCGGUCCAUUUGGAUUGGUCCCCCAAUUGGAAACUUAGUAAAAAAAUCUGGGAUAGAUACAGGAAUCUCCCUAUCGCGAACUGUAAAGUGCAAGCGACUUACGUCUGGAUUGACGGAACUGGUGAGAAUUUGAGAUCCAAAACAAGGACUAUGGACUACACACCUAGCAGUCACAAGGACUGCCCCAAUUUGAAUUUCAACGGAAGUUUCACUUACCAAGCAGAACCGAAAAAUUCUGACGUUAUUUUAUGCCCCGUGGCGAUUUACAACGAUCCCAUAACCCAAGGGAAUAAUAAAUUAGUCCUGUGUGAAACCUACGACACUGAAGGACGACCAACUCAAUCGAACCAUCGCCACCACUGUAUGGAAACCUUGAACCAAGUCUGCGACAAAGAACCCAUGUUUGGGUUCGAGCAAGAAUUUAUGAUGAUGGAUGUCAAUAGUAGACCAUUUGGAUGGCCGGUUAUGUCAGGGGAGCCUUCACCCUUAGGUUCCUACUAUUGUAGCGUGGGGGCUGAUAGGGCAUUCGGUCGUGAAGUGGCAGAAUCACAUUAUCGCUGUCUUCUGUACUGCGGAGUGGACAUCUCGGGGGUGAACCCUGAAGCAACUCCUUCGCAAUGGGAAUUCAAAACGGGACCCACAAUUGGGAUUAAAGCGGCCGAUGAUCUUUGGAUCUCACGGUAUUUGUUGCAACGAGUCGCUGAAGAUUAUGGGGUGGCCAUUUCGUUUCACCCUAAAUUGUUUAAAAAUUGGAAAGGGUCAGGAUGUCACACGAAUUUCUCAACUAAAGAAAUGAGAGAAGAUGGUGGGUUUAAAUAUAUCGAGGAAGCUGUUAAAAAAUUAGAAAAGAGACACGAGGACCACAUCAAGGUGUAUGACCCACGAGGGGGCAAAUACAACGCUUUGAGAUUGACAGGACAUGGAACCAGCAAAGUAGAUAAAUUCACAUCCGGGGUUGCUGAUAGUACAGCUAGUGUCAAAAUUAGUAAAGCAGUAAUGCAGAAGCAAAAAGGACAUUUUGUCGAUAGGAGACCAGCCGGUAAUGCCGACCCGUAUCAAGUUAUGAAUGCACUGGUGUGUACUCUUUGUUUAAACCCACAUUAAUAGAGUUAAACGCUAAUAUUGUACGUGCGGACCGCAGACUAAACAAUAAAU